AUGUCUUCUAGUGAUUCUGAUGCUUCUGAUACUUCUGUACGUAGCUGUAUAGUAGUUGAGGUUAGCCCAGAAGACCUUACUACUGCCUGCAAUACAGACUGUACGCCAGAGCGCUGUGACGCAGCAACAGUCCGGCCCUACGAACCUCCGGCUACUGAGCAUGGCCCUCCGGGCUCCUUCAGACCCUUUAACGUGCCAGUCCGGGCCCAAGAGGUACAGGGGCUUCCAGCAAGCCCCUUAGAUCUAUUCCUCCAAUACAUUCCGCAGAGCCUCGUAGAGCAGUGGGCCCAGUGGACGAAUGCGGCACCGUUGUCGUCUAAGGAGGGCCCUUGGCCCAGAACGUCAACAGUAUAUAAGUGGAGGAAGACUUCAGCAGAUGAGAUUAUCAACCUACUGGUCAAC
Molecule: messenger RNA, 402 nt
Organism: Colletotrichum godetiae
Lineage: Eukaryota; Fungi; Ascomycota; Sordariomycetes; Glomerellales; Glomerellaceae
Exons: 1
Source: RefSeq, a predicted model, not a curated record